AUGCUCCAGCUCCGGCUCCUGCUCCGCACCACCUCCCUCGCACUCACCCGCAUCCACGUCCCAAUCCUAACCCCAAUACCCAUUCACACCCCCGUCACCACCCUCACCCACACACCCACCCACAUCCAUAUCCCCACCACUACCCUUAUAGUUUUGCUCAACAUUCAGGCGCAUGAAACUUCCUCUCAAUGUUUACGCGGGUGCAGCUGUGUAGAAGACCGUCAUGGAAGGUCGCUCGUGUGUAUGGAGGAGAGCGCGUUUGGGGCCAUACCACAGAACCUUCCAGGUGAUAUGACCAAAAUACGCAUAGAGAAAUCUCACUUCACUGAAAUACCCAGAGGAGCGUUCUCACAAACGCCCGCCUUGGAGAACCUGUGGCUCAACUUCAAUGACAUCACAGUGAUAAACUCAAAGGGUCUGGAGGGUUUGGGGAACUUAACCGAGCUCCGUCUGCAGGGGAACAAGCUGCGUUCAGUACCAUGGACAGCGUUCGAGGACACGCCGGCCCUCAAGAUCCUGGACCUGAAGCACAACCAGCUGGACGUUCUGCCGGAGCAUGCGUUAAAAUUUUUGCCAGGUCUGACUUACUUAGACUUAUCCUUCAAUCGGCUUACGGUCAUAUCGAAGGAGGUCUUCCAAAACUGGCCUCUCUAUCAAAAACUGCAGAGCACGGAGGAGCGGGAGGCGACCGCUUUCGUGCCGAACGUCGUCCUGGCGCUCCACGACAACGCGUGGCUCUGCGACUGCCGCCUGAAGGGCUUCGUGGAGUUCAUCAGGUCCCUAAGCCCCCCGAUUAUACUGAUGAACUCCUACUUGACUUGCUCAGGGCCGGACUUUAGGUCGGGCAAGUUCUUCCACGAGGUCGAGCUGCAGGCGUGCAUGAGGCCCGUCGUCACCACCCCGUCCGCGAAUAUCAGCCUGGCGCAGGGCGCGAACCUCACCCUGCGCUGCCUCGCCAAGGCCAGGCCGGACCCUGCGGUGUGGUGGACAUAUGGCCUGAAGAUAAUCAGAGGAUUUCAGGAAUCUCAGGAAAGAGUGGACGAAGACACCAUCAGAUCCCUCCUGGUGAUCCCCUCCCUCCACGCAGCUGACCAAGGCGUCUACACCUGCACUGCGGUCAACUUCAUCGGAAACUCUUCUGUCCACAUCCUCCUGGAUGUCCGCUCUCCUGGCGGCUCCCAGUCAUCGCUCCUCCCAGCUCAGCCCGCUGCUGGUGAUGAAAACGUCUACAUUGACAUCCGCAUCGCCAAGCAGACAGUGCGCGGCAUCUCCAUUGAGUGGUACGCCGCCUUGGACCGCCCGGCCGAAACCUGGUUCACCGUCCACUUUGGCCGAGCAGACGCCGCUAAAAAAGAAAUGAUCUACAUCGGCCCUGGGAUUCACUCCUAUUCCGUUUCUGAUCUGAUGCCUGCUACCAAGUAUGAAAUCUGUGUAACUCUCAAGAACCAGGCACCCCGUGCUGGACAGUGCAUUGUGUUUGUAACAGGAAGCGACAUUACAGAGAUGGAACAGAGGGAGAAGCUGAUUCAUAUAGUGGUGAUAGUUUUAGCCAUGGUGCUGGCUGUGCCUAUAGGUAUGUACGCCUGCACCACUGACACCAAGUUUGCCUGCCUGGAGGGUAUCAUGCAGUUCUGGAAGAACCGGCGGAGAGAAAGCAGCCCGUCGGGGAUGGAGCGGGAGAGGCAAGGCACCUUCGACAGCCUGCAGGCCGCCAGUGACGAGGGCCUGGUUAAUAAAGAUUCCAGCGAAGACAGGAAGGACGAGGAGUUUGUUGCAAAGAUGUGAAUGGUGACCGUAAUGUCAAGAGUGUGAUUGAAGGAUUUGCACCACUGUAAAGAACGUGCUGCUGUUUGUUUCUGUCUGAAACAUGUUUGUCUUGUUGUCACGAUACGUCUAAAUGUCAGUUCUCACGCAUUUUAAAUCCCUACUUUAUAUGAAGCCUUUGUGAUUGAUUUAAAAGAAGGUGUGCUGCAACCACUGCUGAUGAGUGCACCUUUUAAAAGUCUUUCAGUAGCAGGU
Chelmon rostratus (copperband butterflyfish) is the source of this 2019-nucleotide messenger RNA. RefSeq names its product leucine-rich repeat, immunoglobulin-like and transmembrane domains 2 (gene lrit2). The record is from RefSeq and is a predicted model, not a curated record. The transcript is spliced from 5 exons. Gene Ontology annotation, molecular function: protein binding. NCBI's taxonomy places the organism in Eukaryota, Metazoa, Chordata, Actinopteri, Chaetodontiformes, Chaetodontidae. Bases 1 to 1785 code for a protein of 594 amino acids.